This is a messenger RNA of Sabethes cyaneus, 1842 nucleotides long. RefSeq names its product 5-hydroxytryptamine receptor 1A-alpha-like. Gene Ontology annotation, molecular function: G protein-coupled receptor activity. Bases 1 to 1842 code for a protein of 613 amino acids. The record is from RefSeq and is a predicted model, not a curated record. Lineage: Eukaryota; Metazoa; Arthropoda; Insecta; Diptera; Culicidae. Gene Ontology annotation, biological process: G protein-coupled adenosine receptor signaling pathway; adenylate cyclase-activating G protein-coupled receptor signaling pathway. The transcript has 6 exons. Gene Ontology annotation, cellular component: membrane.
AUGAACAACACUUUCGUGCAAGUGAGAUACUUCCUGCUGCUAAACGCGGUUCGGCCGGAAUCGGAACUGGUGACCAAACAGCAAGAUGGCUCACUGCCGUCACAGUCCUCCGAUAUGCUAUCGGACUCGGAACAGACCCAACUGCUACUGUAUGACAUCUUCAUCCCGCUGCUUGGCACACUGAUAAUCGUCCUUAAUCUGGCAGUCGUUACCUCCAGCUUGCUGUUGUUGCGAAAAGGUCAGCAGCCAUACACGACGUACUUGUUCCUGGGAAAUGUGGCCGCGUCGGACCUGCUGAUGGGAUUCGCGGUAAUUUACGGCCAAUAUGCACCCAAAGAGAUCCGUGGCGAGGACAAUUGUGCCAUCUUGAUUGGUCUAAUUGUGUCCACAACCAUCGUCUCCGUGUACAGUGUCGGUCUAAUCGCCGUUGACCGGUACCUUUACAUCGUAUAUGGAAUGCAGUAUCAGCGCUACAUCACGCCCAGCCGAGCAAAACUGCUGAUCGCCGCCACCUGGUUAUUAGGUCUCAUCAUUGGCUUUCUACCGGCUUUCGGAUGGCGCGGUGACACCGACGAAGGACGUGUCUGUUGGUUCAUACGGCUGGCUCCACCUGCUCUGGUCAUUCUGACCGCCACAAUCGGAGUAAUACCGUUGAUUAUAGUGAUUGUUCUAUAUAGUAUAAUACUGCACAAAGCCUUGCGUAGGGUGUCUCAGCUGAAAAAAGCAAGUCGUGACCAGCAAGGUGCACUGUCAGGUAAUUUAAGACUUUUUCGUGGUGGCGCCGCAGCGGCUUCCAAUUCUAACCUGGACUCGGAACAACCGUUGGCUGAAGAGCACUCCAAACCGAGGAAAUGGUACCACUGUUGCAGAAAACGAACGAAUAAGACGUUUGAUAGACAGCCUGCUGGUAUCACCGGAAAACAUCCCACCAAAUGGAAAGCCAUUAAGGUGGUCAUGCUAACAACGGGUUGUUUAGCCCUAACAUGGAUUCCAUAUUUCAUUGCUAGCAUAAUUUACGUCCUGUGUGACCCAGAAACCAACCCCGAUUUAUGUCGUAGUGUGCAGUUUGCCAUCGCCAGCCCUCUGGCGAUUCUAGGUCUUACUAACAGUCUCCUGAAUCCUUUUAUCUACGCCUGGUGGCACCACGGCUUUCGAACCUCGGUGAAGAAGCUGUGGAGAAAAAUGUGCCACUGUUGCCACCAGCGAAGCAACAAUAAAUCAUUCUCCCGAAACCCGGUGGUAGCCGUCGGAUACGGCAACGGCGACAGCGACGGAAGCUGUCAGCAAGCACGAAGCUCGGAUACUACGACAACAACUUCCAUUACUGUCCCUAGUCUAUCUACCACCCGUGCAUCAACGAGCAGAAACAACAACAAUAUCCAAGCGGAGGCCACCAGUGCCAGUGACCUGGAAACUCAAACAACCGACACGGAUAAUGGUCAUCGUAGAGAACGGACGGGACCUUGCAACCGAAAUAUACUAACCAAAUUGGUUACUGGGGUCGGUGACGGUUACGAAGGUUCGAACGAUUCCCUGCAAUGGGGAUCUGCAUCUCCAUCAACCACGAAUCAAUGUCCGCGAUGGUUACGAAGGUUAGCGAGGCUUCCCGUAAGGGAGCACUGCAUCAACCAUCAACCGCUAAUCGCCACUCCUCAGAAUCCACCGAAAAGUGCCGGUCAUUUCAUACAACGCGAUAUCAUCACCGCCGAACUGCAAGUGCCAACGACUACGGGGAAUCAGGACCUGGUCGUGACGUGCGCGUACUUCCCGAGUGACAAGGAAAAGGACGGUGUUCGUUUUCGGAACAUCUGUCAUGUUAAUGACCUACAAACCCUACCAUGA